Messenger RNA from Dujonia railenensis, 1821 nucleotides. The record is from the annotation of a GenBank genome assembly. Lineage: Eukaryota; Fungi; Ascomycota; Pichiomycetes; Serinales; Debaryomycetaceae.
AUGGCUAGAUUGUCCAACAAUAGAAAAUACAGUGUUUCCAAGCCUACCACUUCCAAAAGGUCAAACAAAUACAGACAAUAUUUCCACCAACAACCUAAGGAUUUAGUAUAUGUUGAAGAACCAGAAACUGAAUCUGAAGUUGAAGAAGAAGACGACGAAAAGGUUUACGAAUUCGACUUAGAAGGUAACGACAACGAGAACUCUGAAGAGAGUGACAGCGAAAGCGAAAGCGAAAUUGAAGAUGACGAUGAAGGUGUAACUGUGUAUUACAACUCAGAGGAUUUCGAAUCCGCAAGCGAUGAGGAAGAUGAAUCCAGUGAUGUCGAUAGCGACGAAGAAACUAUUAUGUUUUACGAUAAUGUUGAAAGCUCCGAAGAAUCCGGUUCCAGUUCCAGUUCCAACUCAGAAUCAGACUCAGACUCAGACUCAGACUCAGACGUCGACUCAGAUAACUCCUCAUCCACUGAAGAAUUGGAUGACGUUGUCUACUAUGUCAACAACAACAUCUAUGACAACCCAGAAGAAGACGAAGGUGACUUCAUUGACUCAGAAGAUAUUGAAGAAGAAGUUUACUUCUCUUCUGAUGACGAAAUUCUUGCUGCUGAAGACGAUUCCGACAUCGCUGACUUAAACGAUGAAAUUGUUAGAUACUACGACUCUGAGAGUGGUGCCGAAUCUGACUACUCUGAUAUUGAAAUCGAGCUCGGUUCUGAUGUCGAACCAGAAGAUAUCUUGGAUAUGAUAGACAUGAAUGACCAAUUACAAGCUCAAGCUCUCAGACAAAUUGCUGGUGAAGAGUACGACUCGGCUGAAUCUGUCUCUGAUUCUGAUGCUGAUUCCGACUCAUCUGAUUCUGAAGAAUAUACUGACUUAGAAUUGGACUCUGAUGAAGAAAAGGAAUUAAGCGACCGUUUGAAGGUUGAAGCUGUCAGAUUAGCAUUUCAAGAUGUCUUAGAAGGCAAUACCGAAUACUCAGAUGAUGAAUCCUCAUCUGACGAAGAAGGCGUUACCAUUUACAGACACAGAUUCGACUUACCAGACUCCUACUCUUCUGAAGCAGAAGACGAAGAAAGUGAUGAAGAUAUCGAAGAAAGCGAAGAAAGUGAAGACGAAGAAAAAGAUGAUGCCUUAUUACUUGCACAUGACUCUGAAGUUGAAGAAGAUGAGGAUAAUGUUGAAGUUAUUGACUUGACCAGAGACUUGCAAGAUAGCAAGGACUGUGAAUUGACCAAAAUUGACGAGAACACUUUCAAAUUAAAUAUUAGAAUUCCAGCCUUAGUCAAGGAAGAAAUAAAAAUCGACUUCUCCAAGGAAGACAACGAAUUAAUCAUCAAAGGUAAGUUGAACUUAACUGGUGAAGAAUCCGAUGCAGAUGAAGAAUCCGACUCUGAGUCAGAAUCUGAAGAAGAAUCCGCUGAAGAAUCUGAAUGCGAUUGUGAAGAUUGCGAUGAAGACUCUGAAGCUGACUCUGAAUAUUGUGAAGAAUGUGAAGAAGAUUGUGUCGAUUGUCAAGACGACUGUGCAUGCAAAGAAGAAGACUGUGAAGAUUGUGAAGAUUGUGAUUGUGAAGACUGCCAAGAAGAAGAAAUUGUUGAAGACACACAAGAAUUAAUAAAGCAAUUCGGUGACCACCAGCUUAACUUCGAAAAGCACUUCCUGUUUGACAAGACUAUCAAGUUCGAUCAAAUUAGAGCAGUAUUCAAAGACGAAGAACUUGAAAUCAUUAUUCCAACCGUCAGCAAGCCAAAGAAGUUAUACAGCAUUGAUAUCGAGCUGGCUGAUGAAGAUGAAGACUACGAAGACGCUUCAAUGGAAAACUAG